AUGGAUCUCCCAAAUUUAACUAGAAAAAAUGUUGGGCUGCUGAAAAGAAUCCAGGAUAAAGUGAAAGAGGAAAACCUUGUCCAGGAUCUUAUUUUCCUUCACUGCAUCAUCCAUCAGGAAUCCCUGUGUAAGUCUGUAUUGCAGCUUAAUCAUGUCGUGAAUCCAGUCGUAAAACGUGUGAACUUUAUACGAGCAAGGGGACUUCAGCACCGUCAGUUUAUUACGUUCCUGGAGGAAACUGAUGCGGAUCAUCAGGACUUGCUGUACCACUCUCGUGUCCGCUGGUUAAGUUUGGGGAAAGUGUUACAACGAGUGUGGGAGCUGAAAGAAGAUAUCAUCGCAUUUUUGGAGUUGAUGGGGAAAUCUGACGAAUUCCCUGAGCUAAGCGACAAGAACUGGCUUAGUGACUUUGCGUUUGCUGUGGACAUAUUUUCACACAUGAAUGAGCUGAAUGUGAAACUGCAGGGGAAAGAUCAGUUUGUUCACGACAUGUGCAAACAUGUGAAAGCCUUCAAAUCCAAGCUCACUUUGUUCUCCGGACAAAUUGCGAACAAAUCUUUCGCUCAUUUCCCCACACUUGCCAUGCAGGAAGAGAGCCACGUUUCCAAACCUCCGGAGGACUGCACAGAAGAUACUGACUUGUUUGGCUCGACUUACGUGUGCGAGCAGACAUUCAGCGUCAUGAACGCCAACAAAGCCCGUCACAGAUCAAAGUUAACAGAUCAGCACCUCAGAUCUAUCCUGAGAAUUGCCACAACCAAAAUAACUCCAGACUUGGAUGCACUGAGCGUUGGCCCCCAUUUGCUUGGAUUUCUCCAGGUGCUCCGAUUUCCUCUCACAUGUGAUCGGCAAGGCCAGGAAGGCGAGCGGGAGGCGUUGGACCGUUAUCUGGCUCGCAUCGAGUGCGACAUCAAGCAGGAGGUGGAGGGCCGGCUACACAAGAUCAAGAAAACCUAUUGGAGUCGUUCCCCUUGCCAGGGACGAGCGCCGAUCUUCGCCGACAGUUCAUGA
Molecule: messenger RNA, 1011 nt
Organism: Callorhinchus milii (elephant shark)
Lineage: Eukaryota; Metazoa; Chordata; Chondrichthyes; Chimaeriformes; Callorhinchidae
Product: general transcription factor II-I repeat domain-containing protein 2-like
Exons: 4
Coding region: 1-1011 (336 amino acids)
Source: RefSeq, a predicted model, not a curated record